AUGUCUGACCCCCCCAUGCUGCUGCUGCAGCUUACUUCGUGGAAGUUGGAGAUGCUUGAGCAACAAGAGUUUGAUCAAAACAGUGUAAUGAGUACGCUAGAAGACGUUCCACUGUGCAAGAUCGAACCCGCGCAAGAAGCGGUUCCUCAGUCGUCCGAUGAGGCUGUCAUUUCUACCGGUGUAGAACCGAAGUUGGUCACUUGGCAAUUGGACGAUGCGGACAACCCUCGUAACUGGACAAGAAGGGAAAAGUGGACGAAUCUUGUCAUGGUGUCUCUCAUCUGCUUCAUGUCACCACUGAGCUCGACGAUACUCGCGGCCGCCCUGCCUCGUAUCGGGAGUGACUUGCACCUAACGAGCGAGGUUGAGCUGCAGGCCAUCUUCAGCGUCUUCACCUUGGGCUACAUCGUGGGGCCGGUCUUCUUGUCUCCGCUGUCUGACAUUUACGGGCGGGUGAUCGUGCUGCAACUCUCCAACGUUGUCCAUCUCCUUGCGAACGCUGCCUGCGCGGCAGCCAUGUCAAGCACCACCCUCAUCCUUCUUCGGCUGGUAGCUGGCAUGGGAGGAUCUGCAAGUUUGAUAAUUGGCGGAGGCGUGAUCGGGGAAACGUUCAAACCCGACGAACGCGGGUCCGCCGUUGCAGUCUACUCACUCGCACCCAUCGCCGGACCGACACUUGGCCCUAUUCUAGGCGCGUUCCUCGUUCAGCGAUUCGGGCUGCCGUCCGUGUUCCUCUCAACCUCGAUAGCGUCAGCUGCCUUUGGCGCUAUAGGCUUUUUCGUCUUGCGAGAGACAAAUUCUCGUUGCCUCCUAAGGGACAGGGCAGCACGUCUCCGCAAGGAAACUGGCGAUUCCGCUUUUCAUACGCAGUGGGACGACCAGAAGAUCAGCCGUGUCUUUGUCAUAGCCAUGCGCCGGCCGUUCUACCUACUCUACACUCAGCCCAUGGCUAUGCUUCUCGUCUUCUUCCAAUCCUACCUCUGGGGUCUUUUAUACUUGGCCUUCUCAAUCUACAUAUACAUCUUUACUGGCGUCUUCAGACAAUCAGUAGACACGGCAUCCCUCAACUACCUAGCCUUCCUUGCCGGCAACAUCGUAUCCGUCUUGAUUAGCGGCACAAUCUCCGAUCGCAUCUACCGGGGUUUAAGGGCCCGCCUCGGCAGAGGCGUCGAUAAGGCAAUCUUCCGGCUGCCCAUGACCGUCCUCGGCGUCGUAGCCUUCGCCGCGGGCCUGAUCGUCAUAGGCUGGGCGGCGCAGCAGAGAACCUCAAUUCUCACGGCAGAUGUAGGUGGCGCUCUUUUCGCCAUGGGGUCUUUCACAGCCUACCAGUCCCUGCAAGCCCUUAUGAUCGACGCAUUCGGCGUCCAUGCCACGUCGAUAUUGUCGGCCGCCGCCAUGGUGCGCAGCCUUGCGAGCUUCUUAUUCCCCCUGGCUGCGCCUGCGCUAUUUGCCCGGCUGGGCUUUGGCUGGGGUCAUACACUCAUUGCGCUCGUUGCCCUCUUUUUCGGAGGCGCCACGGUCGUGUUGACAUGGUGCCUGGGAGAGCGUCUCACGAUUGAGCUUCCCACGGACUUAUAG
Messenger RNA from Colletotrichum graminicola M1.001, 1578 nucleotides. RefSeq names its product major facilitator superfamily transporter. Gene Ontology annotation, molecular function: transmembrane transporter activity. Gene Ontology annotation, biological process: transmembrane transport. NCBI's taxonomy places the organism in Eukaryota, Fungi, Ascomycota, Sordariomycetes, Glomerellales, Glomerellaceae. The record is from RefSeq and is a predicted model, not a curated record. The transcript has 3 exons. The coding region runs from base 1 to 1578 and encodes 525 amino acids.